This is a messenger RNA of Miscanthus lutarioriparius, 711 nucleotides long. The record is from the annotation of a GenBank genome assembly. Lineage: Eukaryota; Viridiplantae; Streptophyta; Magnoliopsida; Poales; Poaceae.
AUGGCCGGAGGAGACGACCUGAAGCUGCUGGGCAUGUGGGCGAGCCCGUACGUGUUGCGGGUGAAACUCGCUCUCAGCCUCAAGGGCCUGAGCUACGAGUACGUCGAGGAGGAUCUCAGGGACAAGAGCGAACUCCUCGUCAAGUCCAAUCCCGUCCACAAAAAGGUACCCGUGCUCAUCCACAACGGGAAGCCCGUCUCUGAAUCGUUGAUCAUCCUGCAAUACAUCGACGAGGCCUUUGCCGGCACCGGCCCGUCCCUCCUCCCUGCUGACCCCUACGAACGCGCCGUUGCUCGCUUCUGGGCCGCCUACAUCGAUGACAAGAUGCUGCCCGCUUUGAACCAGUCGGCGAUGGGCAAGACGGAGGAGGAGAGGGCUGAGGGAAAGAAGCAGUCGCUCGUCACGGUGGAGACCCUGGAGGGGGCGCUGAGGGACUGCGGCAAAGGGAAGCCCUUCUUCGGCGGCGACAGCGCCGGGUACGUGGACGUCGUGCUCGGCGGCCUGCUCGGGUGGGUGCGCGCAUCGGAUGAGCUGCACGGCGUCAAGCCCUUCGACCCCGAACGGACUCCGCUCCUGGCGGCGUGGUCGGAGCGCUUCGGCGCGCUGGAAGCCGUCGAGCCGGUGAUGCCAGACGUGAGCAGGCUGGUUGAGUUCGGCAAGAUGUUGAAGGCACGUCUAGCGGCUCCUCCGGCCGCCGGUGCAAGCAACUGA